UCCUUUCUUUAUCCCUUUUCACUUUGAACUAUUACCCUAUUUAUGAUCAUAGGUUCAGAACCAUGGAUGCUAAUACAACAUGGCCCACAAUUGACUGGUGUUUUAAUAUGGAAAUGUGGUUACACACCAUGGCCACUCAGAACAUUUCCCAACAAAUGCGGAGCAAAUACGCUCAUUACAAGACGUUUAGCUAUCGAUAUAACGGAUUACUCACUCUUGUCCUGAUCCUUCUAGGCUUGACAGGAAGUUCACUUUUGUUGAAACAGAUUUAUGGAUCACGUGUAUUUUCAAAACGAUUGGCAGUUCAUCUCGGGAUGAUUUGUUUUUGGGAUAUAAUAUAUCUUCUUUGUUGCCUUUCAACAUACUGCAUUCCGUCGUUGAUAUACAGUGUCACCCCAAUCUAUGGACCAUUUAGUUACAUUCUGUUUUUUCUGCAACCAUUUGCAUCGUUUUGUGUUUCUUGCACUAUUUGGCAAGUGUUCGCAAUCACAUUAGAAAGAUAUCUAGCCGUGUCCUCACCAUUGGAACAGCGUACCCGGAAAGCAAAAUUCGGUGUCGGAUGGAUUUGUGUAGCGAUUACCUUUUGUGCAUUCAUACUCAAUCUUCUGCCAGUGCCUUUUGAGAAUGAGCUUGUGGAUUGCUAUGAGAUCAAUUUUGACAGCAAUGGAUUGCCAAUGUUCAGGAAUCAUACCAUGAUGAAACCGUAUUAUGACGAUAAAAUCCGAAUCUAUAGAUUCCUAGUUCAUUUCUUUCCUGAUCUUCUGUUCCGUGCUCCAACUCCAAUUAUCGUGAUUGGCACGUUGACUGUGAAAACAAUUCAGGCUUGCAGUCAACGCAGCGUGGGAAACUUUCAAAUUGGAAUGAGAUUUAAUCGGAAUAUGCCUCUUCGACUCUCACUUCUCAACUUUAAGUUCAUUCUUUGCAAUACUCUUUAUAUGUUCAAUACUAUUUUGUUGGAACUUCUUGAAUAUGGAAACAUGGAAAACGGUGACUACGACGGUUACAUCAAUUCAUUCUACCUCACUGAUGCUUCAAAUAUGCUCCUGGUUGUCCACAGUGCCACCAAUUGGCUACUUUUCUACAAGUUUCCAAGCUGCAGAAAGAAGGAUGCAGUAAGCAUGACUCUUUCCACAUCGAUCAAAUACAGCUCCAUCAAGCAUCGAGUUGCGGAGUACAUCAGUAAGCAAAUAAGUCCACUGGCAUCGGCACUUGGAGUUGAUAUCAUUCAUAGGCUUUGUGAAGAUAUCUCUGAAGUCAGAAACAUCAUUCAUGGGAAAUUGGGAAAAGAGAGCGAGAAACAAGAACGAGAGACUCUUGUUGGCCUGGAGUUUGGACAUUUCAUAAGAGACGUCUUCAGAUGGUUUGGAGACAGAAAUCGUAGGGUGUCAAAGAAAAUUGUCUACAAGCAGUACUCGGACGCAGCAAUCAAAGCAAAGAUCAACUUCAAAGCUCCAGAAUGGAAGACGAUAAGGACGAUAGUUGUGGAGAUGAUUGUAACUCAUUUGGUUGCACAUGCCAAGGAAACUAACUGCAAAGGUGUUAUGCAUUCCAAAGUUGAGAUGGAGGAAUGCGCAACAAGAGUCUUCAACCAAGUUCUCAGCGAGAUGAAAAACGUGGCAUUGUGUGCAAAUGUUGAGGAGAAACAGAAGGCUCGUGCGGAACGUUUCAUUCGUUCCAAUUCUACAACCACUGCGAUGCCUAUCUUCAGAGAGCCUCCAAGAAAAUCUCACUCCGUUUCUAUGCGGUUCCAAUACUCAACGUCGGUUGAUAGCGUACAGCAGUGUGAACAACAGAUCCUAAUCCAUAAGGUUUAAGGAUCAGUUUUUAUAUAUUUAUUCUAUUUUUAUUGUGCAUAUUGUUAUUCUGGUUUUUCCGUGCUUUAUUAUGUUUUUCAUUCCUGCAACUAUACAAAUGAGCAAUCCAUGGGUUCUGAUCUUAUCUUCGUUUUGUAUUUAAAUAUCAAUGCAUUCUUUAUGUUCUGCCUAAAUUUAAAUUAUGUGUCGUAUUUUUAAUUCAAUUUGUUGAGAAAAAUAAUAAACAUUUAUUAUAAA
Messenger RNA from Caenorhabditis elegans, 2051 nucleotides. It is a transcript of the gene C39B10.1, whose product is annotated as G-protein coupled receptors family 1 profile domain-containing protein. Lineage: Eukaryota; Metazoa; Nematoda; Chromadorea; Rhabditida; Rhabditidae. Gene Ontology annotation, biological process: G protein-coupled receptor signaling pathway; signal transduction. Bases 63 to 1814 code for a protein of 583 amino acids. The transcript has 11 exons. Gene Ontology annotation, molecular function: G protein-coupled receptor activity. The record is from RefSeq and is marked reviewed. Gene Ontology annotation, cellular component: membrane.